UGUUGUCCACGAGAACUUGACGCAGCACAUCCGCUGAAUCUUCAUUUUAAAAUCUUCAUUAACCUGUGCCGUUUGUAGCUGAAAUGAGACCGAAAAGCCGCAACGAUUUUGCGAUCGCCGUGAUCUGCGCCCUCCCUCUCGAGGCGGAAGCGGUCGAAGCCCACUUUGACGAACGCUAUGAUCGGCUGGGAAAACACUAUGGCAAGCAACGAGGCGACGCAAAUGCGUACAUAAAUGGAAGGAUUGGAAAGCUUAACGUGGUCCUGUGCUACAUGCCAGGAAUGGGCAAGGGAAGUGCAGCAAGUGUUGCGUCCAGCCUACAAGUUAGCUACCCAGAUGUCCGGCUUGCUUUGGUUGUCGGUAUUUGCGGAGGCGCCCCAUCACCAUCAAAGUACCAAGAGAUAUUCCUUGGCGAUGUGAUUAUUAGUGAUUCAGUGACUGAAUAUGACUUCGGCAGACAGUACCUUGGCGGUCUUCAGCGAAGGACUGGCGUUAAAGACACGCUAGGCAGGCUAACCCAAGAGAUUAGGGCUCUUCUAAAUGGCUUACGCGUCGAGAAUACCCGCAGUGAGCUUCAGAAUCAGGCGCGACAAUAUCUUCAUAUUCUUCAGGAGAGGAGAGCGAAAUGGUGUCACCCAGGGAUAAGUGACAUCCUGUUUAGCGCAUCUUAUCUCCAUCGGCAUUCGUAUCCUGCUUCUUCUGCCGGGUGUUCCUGUUUCGGAAGCGACUCGCCUGAUCCUAUUUGUAGAGAGGCAUUAGAAAAGGACUGCGACGACCUCGAAUGUGACAAAAGCCAACAAAUCCGACGUCGAGAAGUCUUAGAAGCCGUCCUAAAUAUAUAUAUCGGACAGGUUGCUUCUGCCGAUACAGUCAUGAAGUCUGGACAGCAUCGUGAUGAAAUUGUUAGGAAAGAGAACGUUAUUGGGUUUGAGAUGGAGGGAGCAGGGGUAUGGGACAAUGUUCCAUGCGUCAUCAUUAAGGGAGCGUGUGACUAUGCCGACAGUCACAAGAGUAAGUUAUGGCAAGCAUACGCAGCAGCGACCGGAGCCUCGGCGGCAAAGGCUUUCUUGGAGUACUGGAUGCCUGCGACCCACGAAGGAUAGUAAUUUGCCGUAAGAAUUUCACGCUGUCAGAUAUCUGAUAAUACUUGAUAGAUCCACACGGAAAUCUGGCAAAUACCCUGUUCUCGGAACGAGGUAUGACAUUUCUCGCUUGCCAAUACAUUAUUAGCUGACCAUAUUCUAGAAAUCGAAUUCAGUGACCAGCACAAAGCAUGUCUUGCGAAACUGUUUAUCACGGACCCAGAUGAGGACCUGAACAAAUUGAAGAGGAGAAAGGGGAUUCGCACCUCGGGGACAUUCAGCUGGUUCUUAGAAUCGGACAUACUUAAAUCUUGGGCUCAACAAGUUGAAUUCAUGAGCAACCCAGAGCAAAAUGUCUUGUGGCUAUACGGUAGCCCUAGGAUCGGCAAGUCUACAAUAGCUAUGACUAUUGCAGAAGAACUCCCGAAGAAGGACUACUUCUCUAAUAGACUUGGUAUUCUCUCUUUCUUUUUCUGCGAAUCCAGCUCUGAACAUCAGAGGACGGCGACAUCCAUCCUGCGAGGUCUUCUGUACCAGAUUAUCAAGCAAUGCCCGCCUUUCAUCGAACAAAUUAUGUCAAAAUAUGACGUUCAGGGAGAGCGAUUAUUCACAUCAUUUGACGCGCUAUGGACGGUACUGAUGGAUAUAGGCCGGGUGUCUAAG
Molecule: messenger RNA, 1745 nt
Organism: Penicillium brasilianum
Lineage: Eukaryota; Fungi; Ascomycota; Eurotiomycetes; Eurotiales; Aspergillaceae
Source: the annotation of a GenBank genome assembly